This is a messenger RNA of Spinacia oleracea (spinach), 1060 nucleotides long. RefSeq lists its product as uncharacterized. NCBI's taxonomy places the organism in Eukaryota, Viridiplantae, Streptophyta, Magnoliopsida, Caryophyllales, Amaranthaceae. The record is from RefSeq and is a predicted model, not a curated record. The transcript is spliced from 5 exons. The coding region runs from base 64 to 927 and encodes 287 amino acids.
UAAGCAGAGGAAAACAAAUCGAGUUAGACGCAGCAAGCUGGUUGCGCCGUCCCCGGAAACGCCAUGAGGCCCAUGAACAGCAAGGAAACACCUGUAGAAGGAGAAGUAGAAGUAGAAGAAGUAGAAGUAGAAGAGGUGAGGGUGAAAUUAGGGUGUUAUACUGGAUUUGUGAAGUUGGUUGAAGACCCAUCUGAAGAAAUCAUGCUUUUAUGGGGUCUUCAACAACCCAUCUUUUCCAAACCAAACGCUUUUGUUAAACAGUCUUCUCUCUCUCUUCAUCUCGACGCUUUUGGCCAUUCUAUUUCCGUUCUCCAAUCUCCUUCUUCUCUGAUGACACCUGGAGUGACUGGAUCAGUUAUGUGGGACAGUGGUAUUGUUUUAGGGAAAUUUUUGGAGCAUGCAGUGGACUCAGAGCGGCUUCUUCUUCAGGGAAAAAAAAUUGUUGAGCUGGGCUCUGGCUGUGGAUUAGUCGGCUGCAUUGCAGCUCUUUCUGGUGCUCAGGUCACGUUAACAGAUCUUCCCGAUAGGCUGAGGCUUCUGAAAAAGAAUGUUGACACCAAUUUAGAUUCUAUUGAUAUAUUGGGUUCGGGAAUGGUCAGUGAACUCAUAUGGGGAGAAGAUCCCGACCCUGACAUACUUGAUCCAUUGCCAGAUUAUGUGCUAGGUUCAGAUGUCAUCUACAGUGAAGGAGCUGUUGGGGAUUUGUUAUCUACACUACAACAGCUUUGUGGUAGGCACACAACAGCUAUUUUAUCCGGGGAACUCCGCAAUGAUGCAGUCCUUGAAUAUUUCCUGGAGUCUGCCAUAAAAGAUUUUUCAAUUGGUCAAGUUGAUCAAAUGGAGUUUCAUCCCGAGUACCGCAGUCAUCGAGUUGUAAUCUACAUUUUGGUGAAGAGGAGUAAUGAAGAAUGUACUAAUGACAAUUGACAAUUGAUAGUUUAUGUUGGUGUCCCAAUGGCUUAACAGGUUUCUAGUGACAUCUAAUUGUAAGUUGUAAACUUAUAACCACUUCACAUUUCAUAACUUAUCUGUUAUCAUCACUUGAAAUUUGUUGACAUCA